AUGGACGAACUACACAACAGACUUGCUGCCAUUCUGGAUGAAAACACCUCACUGAAGCGCAAGGUUGCCGAUAUGCAGCACACAAUCGACUCACAGCAGCACGAAUUGCUGACUGCAAGAAAGUCCCGUGACACAUCUGCACAUCUCAAGAGAAUAGCUGAGCUCGAGCAGGAAAACACUCGACUGAUAAGUAUGCACUGCUGCAAGCACAGCCAAUGCAAUCAAAACGUAGAAAACAUAAAUCAUAUGGCUCAAGAAGGUAAGAACGCCAUAAAAAGCAGUCCAGGCACAGAGUGCAGGAUUGAACCUGCUGCACACAAGCAUGAUGAGCCAGAUGAGCUUCGCAGAUACUUAAGGAUAAUCCGAGAAUACGUGACUGGGCUCACAGGCUACAAGAUGGAGUUCAAGGAUGGCGAGAUCAUAUUCCAUUCGCUGUAUGCAUUCAACACAGAAGAUGUGUUCAUAUUCAGAUACAAGUCAGGAAGCAUGGAACUCGUCAAUAACGAAUUUGCAGGAGCAUGGAAUGCAGAAAUCCAGAACUAUCUGAUUACAGGAAAGUCCAUUCCUGCAUUUCUUGCUGCCGUAACGCUGGAGUUAUUCAACAAAAAGACAUUUGGAUAG
This is a messenger RNA of Ordospora pajunii, 621 nucleotides long. RefSeq names its product putative mitotic checkpoint protein. Bases 1 to 621 code for a protein of 206 amino acids. Gene Ontology annotation, biological process: attachment of mitotic spindle microtubules to kinetochore; mitotic spindle assembly checkpoint signaling. Gene Ontology annotation, cellular component: mitotic spindle; nuclear envelope; kinetochore. The transcript has a single exon. The record is from RefSeq and is a predicted model, not a curated record. Lineage: Eukaryota; Fungi; Microsporidia; Ordosporidae.